Molecule: messenger RNA, 948 nt
Organism: Purpureocillium lilacinum
Lineage: Eukaryota; Fungi; Ascomycota; Sordariomycetes; Hypocreales; Ophiocordycipitaceae
Source: RefSeq, a predicted model, not a curated record
AUGUCCAUUUCGCUUGGAACCAUUACGGUGCUAUUGGUUCUGAUCCGCGUCGCCUUCAAACAGUUCUUUAGCACAGCACAAUCGCUCGGCCCGGACGACAAGGUCAUUCUCGGAACUCUAGCGCUUCGGAUAUCGUGCACGAUCAUCAACGUGCAAGGUCUUGCUGCCCACGGGCUAGGCAAGGACGUAUGGACCAUGGAUCCAUCGGAGCUGACGACAUUCGUCAAGUUCCUCUACGUCAUGGAAAUCCUCUACCUUGCAGAGCUCUCCCUGAUCAAGCUCAGCCUGUCGCUCUUCUAUCUAUUCAUAUUUCCGGGGGCUAUAAUCCGACGACUGCUAUGGGGUACGGCCAUUUUCAACAUACUCUUCGGCGUCGCUUUCGUCGUAACGGCUGUUUUUCAGUGCAGCCCAAUUAGCUACUAUUGGACCCAAUACGUGGAGCACUCCGGUGGUAAUUGUGUGAACAUCAACGUCUUUGGGUGGGCGAAUGCAGCGAUCAGCGUUGCUGCGGAUAUAUGGUUGAUUGCUUUGCCUCUCAGUCAAGUACGCGCACUCAACUUGCAUUGGAAGAAGAAGCUUGGGGUCACAGUUAUGUUUCUCACAGGAGCAUUUGUGACAAUCGUUUCGAUCCUACGCCUGCGUUCACUCAUCUUCUUCGCAAACUCUAGCAAUCCGACAUGGGAUCAGUGGAGCAUUGCGUAUUGGUCCACAAUUGAAGUCAAUGUCGGGAUGAUUUGCACGUGCUUGCCUAGUUUGCGGCUGAUUCUACUGCGGCUAUUCCCUCAACUAGGAUCCGGCUCCAGGAGCGGAAGGUCGUAUGGAGUUCAGUCUCAGGCGCAAACCAACGCCAGCAAGAGGCUGUCAAACAAGGAGCAGCACCAUCUCUCAGAUUUGGAAUCCAGUAAGGGACAUCCGUGGCAGAGAAUUGACACGGAAUCGAUAUCUUAG